Dreissena polymorpha is the source of this 1850-nucleotide messenger RNA. RefSeq names its product acyl-coenzyme A thioesterase 13-like. Lineage: Eukaryota; Metazoa; Mollusca; Bivalvia; Myida; Dreissenidae. Bases 65 to 496 code for a protein of 143 amino acids. The record is from RefSeq and is a predicted model, not a curated record. The transcript has 3 exons. Gene Ontology annotation, molecular function: fatty acyl-CoA hydrolase activity.
AAAUUUUGCACUGAAAUAAACUCAAACAAAAAUACUCUUCAAUGCAGCUGUCAGUCCAUUAACAAUGAGUACAUCUCAAGGUCUACAGUUAUUGAGGAAGAUUGUUCAACAAUCGACCAGGGAAUAUAAAGGCUUUGAGAACGUUUUGAAGUCGGUGCGCGUUUUAAGUGGUGGUGGUGGCACGUGCAAAUGUGCGUUGCACUUGGGAGAAGAGCAUCAGAACAGGGGCGGCACGCUGCACGGCGGACUCACGUGCACGCUGGUAGACGCCGUGUCCACGUGGGCACUGAUGGCCGCAGAAGAGCCUGUAGCGGGCGUGAGCGUCGACCUGAGCGUCUCAUUCAUGAAGGGGGCACGUGUCGGCGAGGAGAUUGUGGUAGAUGCCCAGAUAUUGAAACGCGGCAAGCGACUCGCCUUCCUGUCCGUGGACAUAACCAACAUGGCUGACGGAACACUUCUAGCCCAGGGCAAGCACACCAAAUAUGUAGGCUCCUAGUGAAGUGUACUUUAAAGGGUAAUCAUUGGAGCAAGAGCUCGGGCUAAGGAUUUAAACGUACUUAAAAGGAUCAUCUUCCUACCUGUCGCUCGGAUUAAGGAUCUCAACCUAAAAUGAACUUCGUUUAUUAUCACCUUAUUUCGUUCAUUUCCGUCAUCCCGAACGGUCUCCGAGUUUGUCCGUAAAAUUACGAUAAUGUAAGCGUAAGCAACAAAGUAAGCCUGAAAUGUCAAGUUCGGUCCUAUACAACAUACGCCAGUCGCAUGAUCCUUUUUCACUUUUUGAGUUUUCGCUUUGAAUUUAAGAUUAAUUUUGAAGCAACAAAAAGAAUAAAUUCCGACCAUGCAUGUUCACUUAUGUUAAUAAACCGCGAAAUUCCCCUGACGGUAGAGUUUAUUUUGUUACAACAUUUGGUGAGGGACACGAAUGGAUAAGUUCAUCUCAGUUAUCAAGUAAUCAUCCAAAUAGAAGAGAAGCCAAUAAAAGCAGGUCGAAUAUUUACAUAUUAUCUACCUCAUUAAAUUUCGAUUUUAGGCUGGUGCAGCAUUUGUUAAAGAAGUUUAAAAGUAAAUUUUGUGAUUUAUUAAUAUAAUCAAAUUAUAAAAUUUCCAGCAUUAUAUACCGGUGAACCUGUACAGUUAUACAUGUUAUAUUAUGCAUUUUACAUUGACAUGACCUGCGCUCUGGAAAAAACUAGGGUUAGGGUUGGAGUUAGAGGUAGGACGUGCAUAAUCAGAUUUUUGCUAAGAAGACACUUUAUUUAAGCGGAAAAUACAAUGAAGGCGAAAUGUGUCGUCCCUGAUUAGCCUGUGCAGACUGCAUAGCCUUAUCUGGAACGACAAUUUACGGACAUGCAUUCAGACCGAUUUUCACAGGGAGCGGUCCAUAUUGCUUCAAAGAUAAAUAGUUUUUAAGAUUAUUAUAUAAAAACAUUUUUAUGAAUAAGGACAUGUUGAAACUAAAUAUAGAAUGAUUUCAAAACAUUGCAUGUUAUGACGUGUUCUACAAAGUUCUCCAAUCGCAUGUUGUUAUGUGUUCUAAAAAAAUCUCAUCUUGUUGUUUUAUUCUCCAGUUGUAAGUUUUCUUCUAUUCCAGCGUUGUUCGUAUUAUUUAUCGUGUCUUAUUUUGUAUUUGCCACUUAUAUGUAUUUACGAAUCUCCACUUCUUUGUUUGCUGUAUUUUCCAAUUUAAGAUAAGUUUUCUCUUCAGUACAAGCUCUUUAUUUUCGCCGAAUGUGUUGGUCUUUAUUCCGCAGUUUGUAAAUUAAGUUUUAACAAACUUUAUUAAACAUACAAGUUACUUUGUUGAUAACUGUGUUCAUUUGGUAGGUCCAACGUACAUAACAAUAUGAAAA